Messenger RNA from Schistosoma spindalis, 339 nucleotides. NCBI's taxonomy places the organism in Eukaryota, Metazoa, Platyhelminthes, Trematoda, Strigeidida, Schistosomatidae. The record is from the annotation of a GenBank genome assembly.
AUGAUACAAAAUACUACACAAUGUCAAUCAAAUAUGAAUGUUACCAAUGAUGAUGAUGAUGAUGAUGAUGAUGAUGAUGAUGAUGAUGAUGAUGAUGAUGAUGAUGAUGAUGAUGAUGAUGAUGAUGAUGAUGAUGAUGAUGAUGAUGAUGAUGAUGAUGAUGAUGAUGAUGAUGAUGAUGAUGAUGAUGAUGAUGAUGAUGAUGAUGAUGAUGAUGAUGAUGAUGAUGAUGAUGAUGAUGAUGAUGAUGAUGAUGAUGAUGAUGAUGAUGAUGAUGAUGAUGAUGAUGAUGAUGAUGAUGAUGAUGAUGAUGAUGAUUACAAUAACAACAAAGACUGA